Molecule: messenger RNA, 2178 nt
Organism: Nematolebias whitei (Rio pearlfish)
Lineage: Eukaryota; Metazoa; Chordata; Actinopteri; Cyprinodontiformes; Rivulidae
Gene: best1
Product: bestrophin 1
Exons: 9
Coding region: 4-2169 (721 amino acids)
Molecular function (GO): chloride channel activity
Source: RefSeq, a predicted model, not a curated record
ACAAUGACAGUGACGUACUCUCGUAGAGUUGCUGAUGCAGGUUUGGGGACUUUCUUUCACCUUCUUCUGCGAUGGAAGGGCAGCAUCUACAAACUGCUCUACAGAGAGUUCAUCAUCUUCACGCUGCUCUACUACAUCCUCAGUGUUGUUUAUAGACUUGUGUUAAACAGUGACCAGAAGAGGCUGUUUGAGAAACUGUCGAUAUAUUGUGACCGCUACGCAGAGCUCAUUCCUGUGUCGUUUGUGCUAGGUUUUUAUGUGACCCUGGUUGUGUCUCGAUGGUGGGGUCAGUUUGAGAAUGUACCCUGGCCGGAUCGUUUGGCGGUGUUGGUGGCAGGCCACGUUCGUGGAACUGAUGAGGCCGCAAGGCUGACCCGAAGAACUCUGAUGCGCUACGUCAACCUCUCUGGUGUACUUAUCUACCGCUCUGUAAGCACAGCUGUCUACAAGAGGUUUCCCACCAUGGAGCAUCUGGUCCAGGCAGGUUUGAUGACCUCGGAAGAGCUGAGACAUCUAGAGGAUCUUCCCUCCCCGCAUAAUAAGUUCUGGGUGCCCUGCGUGUGGUUUGUCAACCUGGCUCUGAGAGCUCGGACCGAGGGGCGCAUCAACAACGACGUGGCACUCACGGCCAUUCUCGCUGAGUUGAACAGUCUACGGGAGAAGUGUAUGAAGCUGUACGGUUAUGACUGGAUCAGCCUGCCUCUCGUCUAUACUCAGGUGGUAACAGUUGCAGUCUACAGCUUCUUCUUGGCUUGUCUGAUUGGUCGUCAGUUCUUGGAUCCAACUCAGGGUUAUCCUGGUCAUGAUGUAGAGUUCUACCUACCAAUUUUCACACUGCUGCAGUUUUUCUUCUAUGUUGGUUGGCUUAAGGUGGCUGAGCAACUUAUAAACCCUUUUGGUGAGGAUGAUGAUGACUUUGAAACCAAUUGGCUGGUGGAUCGCAACUUGCAGGUGUCGUUGCUGUCUGUGGAUGAAAUGUAUGACAGCCUGCCACUGAUUGAGAAGGACAUGUACUGGAAUGAGUUGGAACCAGAGCCUCCCUACACUCCUGCCAGUGCUGAACAUCGUAAGCCAUCCUUCAUGGGCUCGGCACUGGAUAUCAGCAUUCCCAAGGAGGAGAUGGAGUUUCAGUCCAACCUGGAGCAGAUCAAAGAAAACGAAGAGGCCAACUAUUCCACCCCGCUGCUUGGAGGGUUGGGUCGUCUCUUAGGUGUCCAGUCCCCUAACUUCUCUCGCUCGUCCAGGGUUGCUUUGCUGCGCCGCCGCCCUGGGGCCCCAUUAAGUCGCUUCCCUCUUUACUUGCAUCCCGGAGCACCGAUCGCUUCAAAUCAAACUUGCCAGCCUUUAAACCAAGAGCAAGAUCCAGACUAUUCCUUCUCUACAAUGCCCUUGUAUGAGAGACCAGGAUUUUACAGCUGCCCACAAACACCCAUCCACAGUGUGCCCCCUACGUUGCCUCGCCCUCGAAACACCCGGAGAACCCAAUCUGAAUGGGCUCGCAGCUGUAGCUCUAUGGCCCCUCAAAUGGUGGGCUCACAGUUGUUGCCUCCUAACACUCCUAACCUUCCACCUCCACCAUCUUCAGCAUUACCCUGGGUGAGUGGGAACAGCGAGAUGCAGAGUGGUCUGGCAUUCUCCUUCCCCGACCCACCACAACUUUGUCCAAUAUCUAAACUCAGACCAGGACACGGCCUCCUGUCUCGCCGCCCUCCUCACCUUCGCCUAACGUUGGAAGCCACACCCUCAGCGGAUGGUCAGCCUGGACCCCCCAGUGCUCAGGCCAACGGAAGCGGAGGUGAAAGAGUGUUCUCAUUUACUGCCCCCUCUCACACAGUGGUACUAAACCCCAGUAAUCCCAACAGCAGCUCCAGUAGCAUUAAUGCAACAAGCACCAACAGUGCUGGCACAACAGGAAGUCUCUGUAAUGGAAUAAACCACAGUAAUUUCAGUAACCAUGGGAACUUCAGCUCAAAUACAUGGGUAAGCAAUGGGGAAACAAAUGGCGGGCUAAGCAACAACACAAUUUCCACGUCAUCACAGACGCAGCAAGAAACCAAUCUGGAAAAUUCAUCCAAUGAUUCAGGGAUCUCAUUGGUUGAAGGGAACUUGCUGGAUGUUCUGGUGGACAGUGGGGUGAAGAACUUUGCAGGAGAAAGAAUGCAGGAUUGAGAAAAAAAA